GACCGGACCGCACGGCCACUGGGCAUAGCGAACCUACGCGGACCCGAGCUCAUUACAUGCGGACAAACACAUACACAUAAACAUACACACAUACACUCACCCAUAACCAAACCAUUUACAUAUAUACGACACGUACACACACACACAUACACCAAACAGUGUGAAGAGAAUAGAGAAAAGAAUAAGAGUACAGAAUACAGGAAAGAGUAAAGAGGUGUCAAAUAACCUACAACGAAAGUUCGAUUGACGGCACGUUAAAUCACAAAAAGAGUGUCGUCUCUCAGUCUUCUCUCUGAUUCUGAUAUUAGCCAUCAUUUAUUUGAAACAAUUAAGGCUGCGUUCCGAUAUUUAAUGUCAAUACUGAAAAUCUACAGUAUAUGUGACGUAAACUAUAGAUUUUCAGUACUGGCAAUGAAUAUCGGAACGCAGCCUAAAUUAAAGGAACCGCGGACAAUCGCGGUACAUCUCUCUUUCGGUGACGAAAUAGAAAAGAAUGAUAUAAUCGAUAAUGUCAUCACUCUUCAAUUAUCACUGGGUCACGAGAAAUUACCCAGGAUUGACAAUCUUUAAUAAUAUCUGCGUCAGUGACAGUUGUUGAGUUGUAUCGUGGCCGUGAAUGCAGCUAAGCACAGCUAAGUUAAUACGCAAAUCACACGAGUUGUACGACAGAAACUAAUACAGGGCAUGUUCAACCCCAACGAUCAUCGCCCUACAAAAUCAUAGAAAUCCUGGUACUUUGUCCUGUUGGGACAGAAAUCCAAAGAGAAAGGAAGAAAAAGAAGAGUUGUACGACAGCCGAUUAUAAAUACGUUUUUUUUUAACUGCAUUGCUCUGUGUUCGAUGUUUUAUAUCACAAUUUUCUUUGUGCUGGACUUAUCACGAUGACUACCACGAUAACUAUUCUACCCGACGAGAUAAUUGUCAUCAUCCUGCAGCAAAAAAGCGUCAGUAUUCAGGAUGUCGUCAAUUUCGCCUCUACGUGCAAACGAUUUCUCAGUGUGAUUGACAACAAGCUGUGGCAAAGGAAGCUUUAUCAGAGGUGGCCUUAUUUGAAAAAAUUUUAUGACAAAUGCAUACCAAGUAAAGAAUCCAUAAAUUUUAAGGACAAUGUGAAAAAAGGCAUAAAAUGUAGAAAUGAAUUGCGACGUUACUUAACGCUCAUGUCUGAGAGAUUCUUUCAUAAAACCGAGUUAUGCGAUAUUGACUUGAAAGAUUUUGAUAGUCUACUAGAUUCAGAUACAAAUGCACAAACCGUGAAUUACUAUUUUGUCAAGGAGGAACUGACAUAUCUGAUUGGAAUGUCUCCAUUAUUACCUAAUUGUAAUUUGACACAUAAAUAUUACAGUAAGAAACUUCUUCCUUAUGUACAGCGGCAUAAUGUAAAAAAUGUAUGGCAGGAAUUUAUGAAUUAUCCUAAAGAACAGCAACUUUUAGAACAAGCUGCUACUAUUAUAGCACAAUGGUAUCAACCCAAAAAAAAUAUUUUUUAUUCAGACGUGGAAGCAUCGCUGAAUAAUAUUGCACAGCAGGUAUUGGAGAGCCUUAAAAAUAUAUAUCCCGAACACUCCAUAUUUUUAACAUCUGCUGAGCAAUUUUCUUUUUGGAAAUAUAACAAUAUCAACGACAAAGAAUGGGGCAAGAAGGAAGAAAGACAAAUUAUAGAUGUACUUCGAAUGGUUUUAUUUAAUAAAUUAGGUUUUCGUGCAGUUUCAGACCCAAACAUUUUUAAUCCCCCUAAACCAGAGGACAUUCUUAUAGAUUGUGUUUUAGAAAGCACAAUUGGUAACGCUUUAUCUUUGGCAAUAAUAUUCCAAAGUGUAGCCAGAAGACUUGGCGUGCGUUGUGAUCUGAUAUCUUUUCCCACUCACUUUUUUUUAAGUUGGAAACCGAACUGCAAUGCAGAAAAAUCUGAAGAUGAAGAAUGUUUCUAUAUUGACAUUAUGAACGAUGGAGCCAUUCGGAGCAAAAACGAUUGUCCUAAAACUCGUGGUAGAAGAUGUCCCAUAGAAAGUUUUAAUAGACACAAUGAAAUUAGUCCUACAGAGAUGGUGUUACGGCUAAUUAAUCAAUUACAAAUGGUAAAUCCUAACUACCACCAAUAUUAUCACGACAGGACCUCGCAAAUACGCUCAUUAUUGGAACUCCGAUAUAUCAUAGAACCAAACAAUAUAGAUACGAUUGAAAUGCUAGGUCGCCAUUACAUGCAGAACCAAAUUAAUUUAUCUGAUCUCAUGAACACAUUACGAACGAAUCAGUUUUUCGAAGAUAUGAUGUUUCCUGAAAGCAGAAAAGCUGAGAUGCUAAUAAUGUUUGAAAUGCAUGACGCGGCUACACCGAAAUCUACAAAUUGUAUAAUACCAAAGGAAAGAUCAGGAAACAUAAAAUAUGCGGUUGGAAUGAUUGUUACUUGUAACAGUAGUUAUAUUACGAAUCAUGGUGUAAUCAUUGGAUGGGAUAAGAUGUAUAAUUCAAAUGUAAACAUAGAACCUAAUUACAGAAUUUUAUAUGGUCACCCUUGUCCUGGUGCCAAUACCUUGAAACAACCGUUUUACACAAUUCUUAGUGAAAACGGUAAUAUGUAUUACGCUGCCGAAGAUUCUUUAAUAAAAACAUGUCCGCCAAGAUGGAUUGAACACAACGAGAUUGGUCGAUAUUUUCAUAAAUACGUACAGUCCCACUAUAUACCUAAUACGAUACUAACAAGAUACUAUCCAUAUGAUCUGGCUAUUCUUAAUACACUUUGUUAUGACUAAAUACCCUCCUUGUGAGAUCUCUGGCAGCGAUCCCUAACGUACUCCAACAAGGGGUACAAUAACUUUAUCUGCCAGAAUCUCUUCAUUGUCCGCAUCUUUAAUCUGUGAUUAAAAUCCUAUCACGAUCAAAAAAAUUCUACAGUAUGUUACUUUCCACUUAGAGAACAAUGAUAAUUUCAUAUAAUAAGAAAACAGUCACAUAAUUAAAUAAUAAUAAGUUGCGAUAUUUUACAAUUCGCUGAACACAAAUUAUAGUACACAAGAAAAAUAGAAUAGGAAUAAAAUAUAAUACAUGAAAACUCAGAUUUUCAUAUUCAUAGUAUUACUUUUUAAGAUAAAUGUAUCAAAGAUACUUGGUAUAUAAUUGUGUGUGUGUGUGUGUGUGUGUGUGUGUGUGUGUGUGUGUGUGUGUGUGUGUGUGUGUGUGUGUGUGUGUGUGUGUGUGUGUGUGUGUGUGUGUGUGUGUUCUGAUUGUUUUAAAAGUAGGGAAGCAAUGAUGUAUAAAUAACUUAUGAGAUUUUUUGAAAUAAAGAUUUGUAUAUAUAUCUUCCUACUGUACAAAAGAAACGACUUGUAUGUAUAAAUAUUUCAUAAAUAUAUAUUUUAUAUAUGUAUUUACAUAAAAAUAUAGUUCACUUUUAUGAUA
Monomorium pharaonis (pharaoh ant) is the source of this 3399-nucleotide messenger RNA. RefSeq names its product F-box only protein 21. Bases 882 to 2753 code for a protein of 623 amino acids. The transcript is spliced from 10 exons. The record is from RefSeq and is a predicted model, not a curated record. Lineage: Eukaryota; Metazoa; Arthropoda; Insecta; Hymenoptera; Formicidae. Gene Ontology annotation, molecular function: DNA binding; protein binding.